GCCAGAACCGUGCCCUAAAAUAUCGAGAGCAUUAUUCCAAUCCCGCCCAACCGCUCUUUAAUAAAACCCACCGACCCGGAAUCUCCUCAUUUUCCCUUCUCCCCUCUUCCUCCUCCCAACAUUUCAAACCCUAAUCUCACGGUAAGGAUUUUCCGGCGACAAUGUUGGAACUUCGCCUUGUUCAGGGGAGUCUGCUAAAGAAGGUUAUGGAUGCAAUCAAGGACCUGGUGAACGACGCCAACUUUGACUGCUCCGCCACCGGCUUCUCCCUCCAAGCCAUGGACUCCAGCCACGUGGCGCUGGUUGCCCUGCUGCUAAGAUCUGAAGGUUUCGAGCACUACCGAUGCGACCGCAACAUCUCUAUGGGGAUGAACCUCAAUAACAUGGCCAAGAUGCUCAAGUGUGCCGGAAAUGAUGACAUCAUCACCAUCAAGGCUGAUGACGGCAGUGAUACUGUAACUUUUAUGUUCGAAAGCCCCACACAAGACAAGAUUGCGGAUUUUGAAAUGAAGCUUAUGGACAUCGAUAGUGAGCAUCUUGGGAUCCCAGAAGCAGAGUACCAUGCUAUAGUAAGGAUGCCAUCAGCUGAGUUUGGUAGAAUUUGCAAAGACCUUAGCAGCAUUGGUGAUACAGUUGUUAUCUCGGUGACCAAGGAAGGCGUAAAGUUCUCAACGAGAGGUGAUAUUGGAACUGCAAAUGUGGUGUGCAGGCAAAACACUACUGUUGAUAAGCCGGAGGAAGCAACAAUCAUAGAGAUGAAAGAGCCGGUGUCUCUCACUUUUGCUUUGAGGUACUUGAACUCAUUCACCAAAGCAAGUCCGUUGUCUAACACGGUCACCAUCAGCUUGUCUUCUGAACUUCCCGUAGUUGUGGAGUACAAGAUUGCUGAGAUGGGACACAUAAGGUUUUAUCUGGCACCCAAGAUUGAAGAGGAUGAAGAGGAUACUAAACCUUGAGUUCUUGAUCUUCACUUUUCUUCAUCUAAAGUAGGGUUUUGAAAGCAUAUUAGCUUGCUGCACUAUUGAUUUCUUAUGCUAAAUGUAUGGAGGGCUGUGUUAAUGUUUUUCCUUGGCUUGUCUAAUGUUUCAUCCAAAAUUAUAUCCGAUAUGUUGAAUGUUUCUUAUUUCUCUCAGUUUAAUGACACUAAGUGUCACGGCCCA
Cuscuta epithymum is the source of this 1160-nucleotide messenger RNA. The record is from the annotation of a GenBank genome assembly. NCBI's taxonomy places the organism in Eukaryota, Viridiplantae, Streptophyta, Magnoliopsida, Solanales, Convolvulaceae.